AUCCCUUUAUUUAGUUCUUAGCGAAAUCAUAAUUCAUAUUUGACGAUGUUGAUAAUGUAUUGGUAGUUUAUUCGAAAUAUUGGAAUCCGCCGCCGCGUAAUUAAUUUUAGGCUCUCCAAUCUUAAUUUCCAGUGUCUCCCGGCUGUCAUUUCUGUGUUUUCUCUGUGUGGAUAUUUCUAAACACUUAUUUUGCACAUUUUAGCGAAAUGUCGCGCUUAAAUGAUUGGGAAAUAGCUGGACUUAAGGAUUUUCUUACCUUCGAUGUGCGCACUGAAGCAUUUGCCAUUGACGUAGCCAAAUCCCUGCUAAGUAAAGUCAGUGUAAAUACUCCCAAAUCUUCAGCUGAUGCCAUAGACACAAUCAUCCAGAACUGUGACUCCGCGUUGAUGAUCCUAGACAAAAAAGCCAUGACGAAGGAUAUUCUGUCGACGUAUUUAAUGGACAGAGGGAAUUCCUUCUCAGUGAAUGCCACAAAACAAAUCCUGGUGCAGCAAGUCAUCCAGCACUGGCAAAGGAAAUUCCAGACAUCAGACAGACCUCACGUGAUAGCAGGAUCAUCAAUAAUUCUAGUAAAACCAGAAAAUUUUCAGGUGAACACACUUUCUCGCCAAUUCACGUCGUGGUUCUACCAGAAGCUCAAUGAAGACGCCUUAACACUAGCAGACUUUUGGCCAGACGUCUCAUGUGCCAUUCGCUUCACGCAGAGUGACUCUGUGACGGAUGAGAGUGCUGAGGGAAGCGAGGCUGUCCUGGAGAAACUCCUGACAACGAGGCGAACCUACAAUUUCAAUUUCAAUCCAAAUAUCAGCUCUUCCGGCGUCCAGGGCAGGAUUGACCUUCACGGAUUGGUGUUCGUCAUCAGCUGUGGCACCCUCCACAUUGCCAAUCGCUGGGUGGGUGUGUUCGAGAGUGCCUUCGGUCUGGUUCAGGAUCCAGCCGGGCUCAAUAACUGGAAAUGCAAACAUAUAAAGAUUGCCCUGCGAAGCACACAGAAAGAAUCUCUGCCAACACUCCAGGACUGUGAAUCCAUCAGGGACAUCAUCGCCUUGCCCGUCACGAGUGAAGAUCUGCCAAAUUGAUUGAAUUAAAUUGUUAAAAAUAAGGAAAA
This is a messenger RNA of Phlebotomus argentipes, 1108 nucleotides long. RefSeq lists its product as uncharacterized. Lineage: Eukaryota; Metazoa; Arthropoda; Insecta; Diptera; Psychodidae. The record is from RefSeq and is a predicted model, not a curated record. Bases 207 to 1079 code for a protein of 290 amino acids. The transcript has 2 exons.